AUGUGGGAAGACAUGAAAAUUGCCCACCCCAGAGUCAAGUACCACAAGGAGAAAACAUGUAUCAGUAUUAUUCACACUCUGUCAGUUAAAAGCAACGGACACACAAAUCAAACUGGCUUGAACACACUAAAUAAUAAUUUCAGUUCAGCCGCUCAGUCAUGUCCAACUGUUUGUGACCCCAUGGACUGCAGCACGCCAGGCUUCCCUGUCCAUCACCAACUCCUGGAGCUUGCUCAAACUCAUGUUCAUCGCGUCAGUGAUGCCAUCCAACCAUGUCAUUCUCUGUUGUCCCCUCCUCCUGAUUUCAAUCUUUCCCAGCAUCAGAGUAUUUUCCAAUGA
Messenger RNA from Rangifer tarandus platyrhynchus (Svalbard reindeer), 339 nucleotides. The record is from the annotation of a GenBank genome assembly. NCBI's taxonomy places the organism in Eukaryota, Metazoa, Chordata, Mammalia, Artiodactyla, Cervidae.